GUACAACCCCAGCCGACACUUAACAAUUCACACCUGCUCUUUUACUCUUUCUUAAACCCUAAUUUUUCUCGCUUUAGUCUUCCCACUCAAGUCAACCACCAAUCGAAUUCGAUUUUGAUUCACUGGUGGAAUGAUUUAGAAAAAAGAGUAAAGUUUCCAUCUUUUUGAUUUCUUGUAAUUAUCGGAAAUGGGGGAUUCCGACAGGGAUUCCGGUGGAGGGCAAAACGGGAAUAAUCCCAACGGACAGUCCUCGUUGUCUCCCAGAGAGCAAGACAGGUUCUUGCCGAUCGCUAACGUCAGCCGGAUCAUGAAGAAAGCCUUGCCCGCCAACGCCAAGAUCUCCAAAGAUGCCAAAGAGACGAUGCAGGAGUGUGUCUCCGAGUUCAUCAGCUUCGUCACCGGAGAGGCAUCGGAUAAGUGUCAGAAGGAGAAGAGGAAGACGAUCAACGGCGACGAUUUGCUCUGGGCUAUGACCACUCUAGGGUUUGAGGAUUAUGUUGAGCCAUUGAAAGUCUACUUGCAGAGGUUUAGGGAGAUCGAAGGGGAGAGGACUGGACUGGGGAGGCCACAGACUGGUGGUGAUGUCGGAGAGCAUCAGAGAGAUGCUGUCGGCGAUGGCGGCGGGUUCUACGGUGGUGGUGCGAUGCAGUAUCACCAACAUCAUCAGUUUCUUCACCAGCAGAACCAUAUGUAUGGAGCCACAGGUGGCGGUAGCGACAGUGGAGGUGGAGCUGCCUCCGGUAGGACAAGGACUUAAAAGAUUGGUGAAGUGGAUCUCUCUCUCUCUCUCUGUAUAUAGAUACAUAAAUACAUGUAUACACAUGCCUAUUCUUACGACCCAUAAAAGUUUCGUAAUAUCGAUACAUAAGGUAUCAUGUGAUAGAACGAACAUUGGUGUUGGUGAUGUAAAAUCAGAUGUGCAUUAAGGGUUUAGAUUUUGCGGCUGUGUAAAGAAGAUCAAGUGUGCUUGUUGAACAAUAGGAUUCACUAACGAAUCUGCUUCAUUGAAUCUUGUAUGUAACUAAAGCCAUUGUAUUGGA
Molecule: messenger RNA, 1040 nt
Organism: Arabidopsis arenosa
Lineage: Eukaryota; Viridiplantae; Streptophyta; Magnoliopsida; Brassicales; Brassicaceae
Source: the annotation of a GenBank genome assembly